This is a messenger RNA of Stereum hirsutum FP-91666 SS1, 406 nucleotides long. RefSeq lists its product as uncharacterized. NCBI's taxonomy places the organism in Eukaryota, Fungi, Basidiomycota, Agaricomycetes, Russulales, Stereaceae. The annotation marks the transcript as partial. The record is from RefSeq and is a predicted model, not a curated record. The transcript has 3 exons.
AUGUCGCAAGAUGCGACCAGGAUCUUUGCGAACACGCCCGGCGAACGAACCCGCUCUGCUGAACAUGAUUAUCCAAAGCCGCCCACUUCAUCGCUUGCCGCUCUGCCUCAGAGCCCUUGGACUCGCACAACAUCACCCUGGAUAGUUCGAUAUAGCCAGAUACAAGGGGUCACUGGGUACUGCUGGGACGCACCUUCGCCUCUUUGUAAUACCUUCAAAUGCACCUGCACCCCUUGUCCUGACGGCAUCCAGGUGCUAUAUGAAGCUAUAGAACCAAAAGUGUAUCAGUAUGUCAGUGUGUCAGCGUGCUCAAAGGAGGGAACAAGAGAACAAUCCAGAGUGAGGAACAUGGAGGAGCUCACUGAGGGAGCAAGUCGGCACAAAAAAAAGUCUAAGUCGAGCCCGA